ACCAAAGCGUAAACUUGUGUGAUUGAGUUCAAUGUGAGAUUUCUACAUUUUUAUCGAUUUUUUUUGCAUCAAUCCCACGUUCUUUACGAAAAGUUUUUCCCCAGAGACCACAACACUACUUUUGCCGCUUUGAGUUUCGAGUGUGAAAAUAGCAGCCACUUGACCAAUCAGAGAGAAGAAUCAGUGACGUCAUCCCGACAGCAAGAACAGCAGGGGGAGUCAGGGCGGCGUACAUGAUGAAUCUCCAGAAGAUGUUUCUGCUACCUUUUAGUUUCUUUGGCUUGUCCUUUUUGUUUGAAAAUGCCUUAGCUGGGGGCAAGUACAUCUUUGAUGCUUUCCAAGAUCCCAAACGCGAUGCCUUUCUCUGGGAAACCUUCCCGGAAGAUUUUCUGUGGGGUGCAGCAACUUCGUCAUACCAGAUAGAAGGGGCGUGGGAUGCUGACGGGAAAGGCCCAAGCAUCUGGGAUACCUUCAGCCACGAGGGUGGCAGGGUUUAUCAGAAUCAAACGGGUGAUGAGGCGAGCAGCAGCUACCACAAGCUGGAGCGUGACAUUGAGAUGCUGAAGGAGCUGGGUGUGAAGGCCUAUCGCUUCUCACUAUCCUGGCCCCGGAUCCUGCCUAACGGCACGGCCAAGAGCUUCAACAAGGCUGGGGUAGACUACUACAACAGACUCCUUGACGCCUUGACAGAGGGAGGAAUUCAGGCUAUGGUGACACUCUACCACUGGGAUCUCCCGCAAGAUCUCCAGGACAUUGGCGGCUGGGAAAAUGAGAUGAUGGUUGGUUACUUUGGUGAUUAUGCUGACAUCUGCUUCCGAGAGUUUGGAGACAGGGUCAAGCUAUGGGUCACCUUCAAUGAGCAGAUUAUUUUCACCACCCAGGGUUAUGAGAUUGGGAACCACGCCCCUGGACUCAAGCACAGUGGCUAUGGGGCCUACAGGGCUGGGCAUACAACCAUCAAAGCCCAUGCACAGGCAUGGCACAUUUAUGACCAAAGGUACAGAUCCAAGCAACAAGGUAAAGUGUCGGCAGUCUUUCUCUCAAAUUGGUUCGAGCCAAAGACUGACUCUGUUGGUGACAAACUGGCUGCAAAGCGGGCUACCGAAAUCAACUUUGGUUGGUUUGCCCAUCCCAUCUUAGUUGACGGGGAUUACCCAGCCCACAUGAAGGAGUAUGUGGCCAAUGUGAGCCGUCUCCAGGGACUGACGACAUCCCGUCUGCCUGAGUUCACGGAGAGCGAGAAGAAGAUGAUUGCCGGCACCUACGACUUCCUGGGCCUGAACCACUACACUACGUCCUAUGUGAGCCACCGAGCAACAGCUGAUCCCCGAGUGGCCAGCUUCACCUUGGAUUACGACUUGGAACUGUCAGAGGACGAGGCCUGGCCCAAGGCAGCCUCAUCCUGGCUGAGCAUUGUCCCCUGGGGGCUUCGCAGGCUGCUAGUAUGGAUCAAGGACAGGUAUGGAGACAUGCCCAUCUACAUCACAGAAAAUGGGAUGUCGCAGAGUGAAAUGAAUACCAAUGAUGAAUUAAGAGUCAAAUACUUCCAGUCCUACAUCAACGAGAUGCUUAAAGCUCAUCUGAUUGAUGGUGUGAAUGUCAAAGGAUACUUUGCCUGGUCACUCAUGGACAACUUUGAGUGGGCUGAGGGAUACAGGGAGAAAUUUGGUCUGUACCAGGUAGACUUUGAUGACCCUAAACGGCCUAGGACACCGAGGGCUUCCGCGAGGGCGUAUGGGGAGAUCAUCAAAAAUAAUGGGUUUAUUCAGUCAGGAUCAAAAGAGAAGACGGAAUUAUAGUGAAGGAUCAAAGCAUCAUGAACUGAGCUUUGAACUGUCCCAAAUCCCUCAGAAUCCACAUGGAUUUUUGGGAGGAUUUGGCAGGAUGGAGGUUAGAAUCCAGUCUAACGGCAUGCAGAUCGAUGCCUCUUAAAAGAUCACCGGCAUGAAUAAACAUGUGCUAGUGGACUCCUGAUCAGUGGAGGAGUUGAGAUGAUGUAGGAAACUAAAAAAAAAACAGGGAGAGUGGGUUAAUGACCAUGGAGGAAAGUACAGUCAGUGCAGUUUAUUACAAUGAAAUCCUGGAAACCUUCGUACAUGUAUGUAUACAAUUUAACGCAACCUUUCAUUUUUGUUUCACCGGCUUAAUUAAAGAGUACAUGUAUU
Messenger RNA from Acanthaster planci (crown-of-thorns starfish), 2165 nucleotides. RefSeq names its product cytosolic beta-glucosidase-like. The record is from RefSeq and is a predicted model, not a curated record. Gene Ontology annotation, molecular function: hydrolase activity, hydrolyzing O-glycosyl compounds. NCBI's taxonomy places the organism in Eukaryota, Metazoa, Echinodermata, Asteroidea, Valvatida, Acanthasteridae. Gene Ontology annotation, biological process: carbohydrate metabolic process.